ACAAUCCAGUUGUUGUGCCUAUGGCUGUGGAUGUUGCGUAUUAUGUCUGCUUAGGGAUAGUUAAUUUAAAGAUGGAAAUAGGUGAUAUUUCGAGUGCUAGUGAUUAAUUUUUCAGUGGAGAUAAUACAGUUUUGUCUAGAACGUACACUAAGAUGAUGUGAUGGGUAAAGGGACACUCACAAACUGCACCUCCUACAAAUGGUGUGAUAAAUCUGGUGGAAUGUUUCUUCAUGUGCUGAGACUUUUGUUGAAGAUGUUGUGAUAACAUUAGAAGAUUGUGCAUGUUUCCAAUUAAUGUAAAGUACAUAAAUUUUGUUCAAGAAAUCAAGUAGUGCCUUUAAAAUUUGCUCAGUAUAAGAAAGAGCAUGACACGUAUGGAAGUGACUGUGUAUGAUGUGGAUUGUACAAAACAUUGAUACAUCUACAUAUAGAUCAAGGAUCACUUGAAUAUCUUUCCAAGUAGCUACACAGUUUUGUUAUAUAAUGUUACAACAGGUUUUUAUUCACUCUUCACAUCCAUGCGCAUUUUUCAGGUAACUAAGCAAUGAGGAAUAGUCUUUUUAACUUAUGUAAGCUUUCUACCAUCGUAUGCUAUACAAAAUUGUAAGGUAGUAUUUCAUUAUUUUCAAUUGUAGUAAAUAAAGGAUGUGAUAGUGUUUCAUGUGUGUGACGUGAGUACAAAUAAUAAAAAAACAUGGGUCCAGAGGAAAGGUUGAGGGAAUUGGAGCAGCUUUUUCUUGGUGGACCUGUUGUUGCUAGUGGAAACAGUUUCAGUGUAGAAACUCUGUUGGAUGUGCUUCUGGUUCUUUAUGAAGAAUGUUGCAAUUCUUCGCUUCGUCGAGAAAAAACGGUGUCUCAGUUUAUAGAUUAUGCCAAGCCAGUAGUACAGAAGAUUAGGAAUCUUUGCUUAACAAAAGAUGAUUUUGAAAUCAUUAAGGUGAUUGGUCGGGGAGCCUUUGGUGAGGUUGCUGUGGUCAGACAGUUGAGAGAUUCAGAUAAAGUUUAUGCUAUGAAGAUUCUCAACAAGUGGGAAAUGUUGAAACGAGCAGAAACAGCUUGUUUCCAUGAAGAAAGAGAUGUACUGGUACAUGGAGAUAAACGCUGGAUUACCAAUCUUCAUUAUGCUUUUCAAGAUGACAGUAACUUGUACCUAGUAAUGGAUUAUUACUGUGGUGGUGAUCUCUUGACAUUAUUAAGCAAGUUUGAAGAUAGGUUACCAGAAGAAAUGGCAAGGUUUUAUAUUGCAGAGAUGAUACUGGCCAUAGAUGCCAUCCACAAACUAAACUAUGUUCACAGAGAUAUUAAACCUGACAACGUUCUUUUAGAUGCUAAUGGCCACAUUCGACUGGCAGAUUUUGGUUCAUGUCUCAAGUUAUGUGAAGAUGGAACAGUUCAAUCUAAUGUUGCCGUGGGUACUCCUGAUUACAUAUCUCCAGAGAUUCUCCGGGCAAUGGAAGAUGGUCAGGGAAGAUAUGGACCAGAAUGUGAUUGGUGGUCACUAGGAGUAUGUAUGUAUGAAAUGUUAUUCGGAGAAACACCUUUUUAUGCAGAAUCUCUCGUGGAAACAUAUGGAAAGAUCAUGAACCACAAGAAUUGUUUUGAUUUCCCUGAUGAUCCAUUACUCACUGUAUCUAAAGAAGCCAAAGAUCUGAUGACAAAGUUGAUUUGUAGUGCCGAGUGUAGGCUUGGACAGAAGGGAAUAGAGGAUUUUAAAAAUCACCCAUGGUUUGAAGGCGUUGACUGGGAUCAUAUAAGAGAUGGUCUAGCUCCCUACAUCCCUGAAGUAAGUAGUCCUACGGACACAUCUAACUUUGAUGAUGUCGAUGAAAAUGAUUUGAAAGGCAAUGACUCUGUGCCUCCCAGUGCAAACUCUGUAUUUUCUGGUCUUCAUCUUCCAUUUAUAGGCUUCACUUACACAUUUGGGAGUUUUUCAAAGCCUUCCAACUGGACUGUAUCAUCUUACAGUGAAGACCAGGUUGACCAUUUAUCAGAUAAAUCUGUGAAUUGGAAGAUAAAGGAGCUAGAGAGGGAAAAAUUAGAUAUGUCAAAAAAAGUAAAAGAAUUAACACUUGAACUCCAUCGGAUACAGCAGGAGCAUACAGAUGCUGUUAUCACUAAGCAACAGUUGGACCCAUUUGGUGGGGAAAGGUCAACUCACGUUGCUAACUUAGAAAAAACUAUAUCACAGAUUAGACUAGAGAGAGAUGAAUUACGCAAGGAUCUGGAAGAAUCUGAGGAAAAGCUAAAACAACAAGCUAAAGAACUUAAAGAUGCUCUGGGACAGAAGAAACUUGCCAUGUCAGAGUACUCUGAAGUUAGUGAUAAGUUGUCAGAAUUGCGAGCCCAGAAACAGAAGCUCUCCAGACAAGUGCGAGAUAAAGAAGAAGAAGUAGAAAAUGCCAUGCAGAAAAUUGAUAGUUUGCGCCAAGAGUUGAGAAAAGCUGAAAAGCUAAGGAGAGAGUUUGAGUUCCACUUUGAAGAGUCACAAACAGAGGUGUCCAAAGAGAAGAGGAUGAGAGAACGUAGUGAAGAUUAUGUUCGCCACCUGGAGGAAGAAUUAGAGUCUUUAAAACAGAGACAAGUUGGGCGAGCUACAAACAACACAAAUUCAGAGGCCACUCAGGAAAUCAACAGAUUAAAAACUGAACUAGAAAACUUGAAUGGCCAACACAAAACAGCUCUUGGCCAACAACAAGCCAAGUACACAACAGAAGUAACUAACCUUAAGGAACAAGUGCAGGAAGCAGACAACAAAGUAGAGAUACUUCAGAAAGAAAUCUCAGGGCUUAAAGAAAAACUUGAACAAGCAAGAUCAGAGAGUGCCUUAGAAAACCAAGAAAUGGUUAACGAAAUGAAACGUAUUCAUGAACGAGAGAAAAAUAUGCUUCAUGAGGAAAACAAAAAACUUGUGCAAGAAAUAGAACGGUUAUCAGAAGGAAUAAGAAAACAACAAGAUGAGAAGAAACGAGUAGAGGAAGAGUUAAAUCAACUGUUGGAAAAGAAAGACUCCAUAGCUCAGUGGGAAGCUCAGAUUAGUGAAAUAAUUCAGUGGGUUAGUGAUGAGAAGGAUGCCAGGGGGUACCUUCAAGCUUUGGCUACUAAGAUGACUGAAGAACUAGAAUGGUUGAAAAUGAGUGGUGUUCCUUCUGCUGAGAAAAACUGGAGAAACCGACGAUCCCAGAAGUUAGAUAAGAUGGAACUUUUAAAUCUUCAGUCAAGCUUAAACAGUGAAAUUCACGCCAAGCAAGCAAUUGGUGAAGAACUAUCUCAUGUACGAGCAGAUCUAGUAGCCCAACAAAAAGAACUGAGAGAAUGUCAGCAGAAGUUGGAGUUGUCUCGUAAGGAAUUGCUUAAAAAGGAUUCUCACAUCAAAGAACUUCAACUCAAGCUUGAAAGGAUAGAAAGUGGGGAAAGAUAUUUAGAUCGCCCAUCUUCGCAAAUGUCUUUCUUAGACCAGUUCUUGAAAGACACGUCUGUACGGCUGGCCCGUAGCGACAGUGGCGAAGCUGGUGAUGAGGCAGAUGUAGAAGAUAACCAGCCUCCUUCUGUAUCCAGUGGGAAGUCUAAUGUUUCUGAUGACCAUCUUCCAUCACCUGUGUCACCUCUUGUAGAGUCCAAACCAAUCAUAAAUUUACAAACUCCUAAGUUACAGGCUAAAGCCCACCAGUUUUUAGUUCGAACUUUUGUUGCCCCUCUGAAGUGUAAUCUUUGUACCUCACUCAUGGUAGGAUUAAUCAGACAAGGAGCAGUGUGUGAAGUGUGUGGAUUUGCUUGUCAUGUAGGAUGCCAAGAUAAAGUUCCCGCUGUUUGCCCUGUUCCUGCAGACCAGACUUCAAGGCCUGUGGGAAUUGAUCCAACCAAAGGAAUUGGCACAGCUUAUGAAGGCUAUGUGAAGGUUCCAAAACCUGCUGGAGUGAAGAAAGGCUGGAUGCGACAGUUUGUGGUUGUUUGUGAUUUCAAGUUGUUUUUUUAUGAUUUACUUCAAGACAAAAAUGCCCAACCAUCUGUCUGUGUUUCUCAGGUUUUAGACAUGAGAGGUGAAGAGUUUUCUGUUAGUUCAGUAUUGGAGUCUGAUGUUAUACAUGCAAACAAAAAAGACAUCCCUUGCAUAUUCAGGGUCACAACAGCUAUGAUGGAUCCUCCUGGUUUACGUAAUCACACCCUCAUGCUAGUUGACCGAGAAAGUGAGAAAAAUAAAUGGGUAGAUGCUUUGAAUGAACUCCUUCGUAUUCUUCGUAGAAAUAAACAUCCAAACCGAACGAUAUAUCAAGCAAAGGAAAUAUUAGAUAGUACAUUGGUUAUCACAAAAAAUGUUCUGUCAGCUGCAAUAAUAGAUCAGGACCGAAUUAGUCUUGGGACUGAAGAAGGUUUAUACUGUGUAGAUUUAGACAGUGAAGAAAUUGCAAGAAUAGGAGAUGGCAAGAAGAUUUCUCUCAUAGAGUACAUUGCUGAGGAACAGCUUCUUAUAGUUGUGUCUGGUAAGCAGCGUCACAUCCGACUGAUACCAAUUCGAGCUCUUGAUGGUCAUGACGUUGAUUGGAUUAAGGUGUCAGACACAAAGGGAUGUGUUUCUUUGUGUGUUGCACCUCUUCAGAAAGAAUCAGGCCAUGUAUACCACUUCUGUGUUGCUGUGAAACGUCAGGUUGUAGUUUACCAGAUAAAUCGCACCAAAGGACGACAUCACAAGUUUCGUGAAAUAGCUCUACCUGCACCAGCUCAGUGUAUGGAGGUGAUGAAUGACAAAGUGUGUGUGGGCUUCCCUUCUGUUUUCUAUUUGUACUCAUUACAAGAAGAUACUCCACCAAUAUGUUUAGUUCAACCAGAAAGUAGCGCCCUCUCUUUUCUUAUUCAUAAUCCUAUGGAUGCUUGGAUAGCAAUAGAAAUUUCAAACAGAGAGUUUCUUUUAGUUUUCAGCCAUUUUGGGGUUUAUGUUGAUCAUGAAGGCAAAAAGUCUAGAGAAAGAGAAUUAAUGUUUCCAGCCAUCCCAGUAGCAGUCAGUUACAGAGACUCGUUUUUAACUGUCUAUAGUGACACUCACAUUGAUGUGUUUGAAGUUUCUUCCAGUGAAUGGGUUCAGACAAUCAAUAUUAGAAAAACUAAGCCUCUCAGUAGAACUGGUGAGCUAUCCAUUACAUGGGCAACAGACCUCCCUCAUCUCAUCUAUCUGCAUAAUGUUCAACACAGAGACAACCUUGUACGGGUACCCGAAGUGAUGGUUCAGAAUGUACGUGGUAGAUCUGGGAAAGCUGUCAUUGCACGCACCAGACGGAGAUUCUCAGUGAGAGAAGCAGGAAAAGGAGGACGCAUUACUGACAGAAAGUCCAGAAUGAUUUCGGGUCCAACAAACUUCAACCAUAUUACUCACAUGGGGCCCGGAGAGUUCUACAACUUGAAAGAUUUACCAACUGCUCAAGAAGAGAAGAUGCACAGAGUGAGGAGCUUGUUGCAGCAAGGAAAAGUUUCAAUACAGAAAGGACAACCAGGAUCUAAUGCUUCAUCUGAGAGGCCUUUUAGUUCUCUAUCUCACUCCCAUAAUGGUGGCCCCAUAGGAAGACGACCUGCUCCUCCAACCCCACAGCGACCAUUUUCAUCAUUGACUGCAGGUUCUCCAGACAGUUCUCAUUCUUCUCAGGAGCACUCUGCAACUAAUGUUAGCAGCCUAACAACUGGAUCAGGUCAUGGAAUCUCAGGACAAGAGGGACAUGGAGAGGAGUCCAGUCCUCGACAUUCCAUUGUCUCCAACAAUAGCUCCAAUUUGAGCUUCCCUCCAAGUCCAGAUGAUUCUAGAACUCAUUAUGAUGAUGGAGAACAUGGCUCCUCCAGCUAUGAUUCCUAGAACAAAAACAAGAAUGAAAGAAAGUAACAGUUUCAAGUCAUCAUAGGAUGAACUUAUUAUCAUAGUGAUCCAUAGAAGAAGGGGCUUCCAUGAGUGUAACCAGUGCAUGAAAGGAAGGCUUUUGAAAGAAGUGUGUGUUUAGAUAUCAAUUAAUAAGAAAUUAUAAAAUUUACCAGAUUACUGAUACAAGCAUAAGAAAGUUAGUCCACCAAAGACUAAACUGAAGGUUGUACAAAAGGUUUGGAAUAUCUAAAGGAAGCACCUCAAAGUCCUACAUGAGUAGUGAUGUAUACAUUUAUUCCUUUUUCUAAAAUUUAUAAAAUGUCAGUUACUUGUGGUAGUUGCUGUUGCAAAAAAAAAGAAGCAUAUCAGUCCAUGUGUGUAUGUGUAUUGUUGUGUAAGGCUGUGUAAUAACAAACUAUUAAAUUUACUGCUCAGCUAAACUUUUAGAACAAAUCAUUGUCUUAAGAGAGGAAUAUCUGUACAUAUACACCACUUGGCUUCCUAUUGUAAUUAGAGGAACAAGUUAUUUAGUAAGAUAUAUAGCUGUCCAUAAUGUAGAUCAAAAAGGUUUGUUUUUAGUAGAAGAAAGAAAACAUUUAAUACAGUUGUUCAUUAAGCACAAUCUAUAUAUAUAUAUAUAUAUUGUGUGUGUGUGUGUGUGUGUUGUUGUAUAUGUAUGUGAAUUUUUGUCAGUUUCUACAAGAAAUAAAACAGUUUAGUGAUGAAAUAUAAGCUUUAGAUGUGUGAACAGUGUAGAAUAUUGUAUUGUAAAAUGAAAGCUGUUAAGUUAGCUAACCUGUUCCUCUUAGAAUUUUAUUUUCUUUAUUUUACUAAAGACUAUUUUUCAAUAUAAGCUAGAGAUUUUACUGUUACCUGAUACAUUUUUUGUUGUUUCUUUAAUCUUACAGCAACAGCACUAAAAUCCUAGCCACCUAUUGCUGGCUUUGUAAUGUACAUAUGGAUCUUUUUUUUUCUUUUAAACAGUUACUUUUAUAGAUGUAAAUGACUUUACAAAAACCAUUUGGUUUAUGUUUGAUUUUACUGAAACAUCUUUAUCUGAAAAUGUUGUUUCUAAUCACAGGUGCUCGUGAACAUUAUUGGUUAAUUACCUUUACAGAAAACAUUGCUGGACUUUGUAAUGAAAAACUAGAUCUAACACUGGCCUUUCCUAUUCUUUUGAUUUUGAGCAUAAUUUUGUAUUUUAAAUUCAUGCUUUUGUGAUAUGGAAUUGGUAAUGUUACUUUUGAUUUUGGUGUACGCUUUCCCAUUGAUCAUAUCUACUUUUAAUAUGGAGUUUGAUCUGUCUUGAGCCACAGCUUUCCUUAGAAUUUCAAGAAAAGAUCUUUGAUUAUUCAGCCUUAUCUUCUGGUGUGGAAGUUCACUUGUCAUUGGUAGUGUGAAGUUUAAUCUUAUCUGUUUCUGACUAUUUCUGUUAUUGUGGUGUGAAACUGAUUUCUUGUUGAUCGUCCUUUAUCCUUUUAUCUUUCAAUAACUAUUUUGUUUUAAUUAGUAUUCAGUCCAGUAUCUCAUUAGUCUUCACUUCUAAUAAGGAGGCUAAGUAUUCAAUUGUCAUUCAGUACAGUGGAAUAUGAAGAUUUUACUUUGUGGUAUUAGAAUAUCACUGGCUAUCUCUUCUCAUCUGAUGUAGAGCUUAUUGUUACUUUAGUUAUUUCUUAUUUUGUGUUAAAGAUAUUUAAAUAUUUUUAAAUUGUUUUAUUGGCUUUGAUCUGUAUCAGUAUAGAAUCCAAAACUGUGUGUGUUUUCUUGUAAGUAAAAACAUCACAGAAGAAUUGCGCUUUAUGUAAACUGUGUUUGCUGCCUCAUUAGAAAAUGUUUCAGUUUUGUUUUUUAAUUAAAGUUACUGCAGUUGUUCAAUGAAAGUCUUUGUUUGUUUGACUAACCACAGUUUGUUAUGCGUUAAAAAAACUGUAUAAUAAAGGGUGCACUUGCUAUUACAGUUUUACAAAAUAUUAAUUCUAAAAUGUUAAUUUUUUGGUAAUGAUGUGUGGCUGUAAUUUCAUGAAGCAACCCUACAGGUAUAAUAAUACCAGUAGAUAUCAUGAAAGUCAGUGAAGUUUAGUUUAUUUAAGUGAUUAUAUUAAAAUUUAUUGUAUCCAAGGGUCCAAUGUUUACCCGUCAUGUGAAUGCAAGCUUGUACAUGUGAGUGUGUAUACUCUUAUGGGCACCUGCAAUGACACACAUUCCUAGUUUUCCCAAGCAACUUAAUGUAUAGUACAUCACUGUGUCCUCAAGAUGACAGGACUACAGGCUGUAUUAACCUUGCUGAAGUAUGUUUCCAUGGUUGACCUCAAACAAGUGGUAGCCGUUGCCUAUGUGCUUGAGCAAAUGAAUUGUUAUUAAACACGAGGGGAAAUUGUUUAAGUUUGUAUUAAGGCGAAGUCCUCAUAGGAGUAGUUAUUUGCAGUAUUGUGUAUUAUUAUUAUUUUUUAAUCAUUACCUAUUUUAUUUAUUAAGAAAAUGUUACCUUAGACAUUAACACAGCACAGUCUUAUCUUUGUUUGAUUUCUUCUUCUUUUCUAAUAAAAAGAAUCUUAUUAAGAUUGGUAAAAUAAAUAAAUCUACCAUCUAUAGACAUUACCAUUAUCAGAGGUACCUAUUGGUGUAAAAAUGACUUUCUUAAAGGUACCAGUGGAACACUUGAAAGUGUCUUGCUUGAAAGGAGAGCCAGUGUCAGUUAUGUUUUCUUAUUAAACAUUGAUUGGGUUGUUUUAGUUUUGUUUCAAAAAGGUUUGGCCAACAUUUUUCAUUGAUUUUUUUUUUUUUAGGGGGACCAUUUUUGUUGAUCUUGUGCAAUGACAAAAAGAGAUAUUGGUGUAGAAAUAAUAGCUCUUGGCCUAAAACUUGAACUUACUUAAAUGGUCAGUGAUUUUUUUUAUCACUUCUUCUACACUGUUUUAGGUUUUUAUUCAUCAAAGCUAUUUGUUGCAUUUCCUUCAUUAGUCACAAACAUAGUAAACCCUUAUAACCACACCAUGUGUCAUUUUUAUAGAGGAGUUAUUAAUCUAGAAAAUAUCAUGAAGCAAAGUAGUCUGUUUUCUGUUGCAUCAAUAAGUUCAAGCUGCUGAGAGAAAGAAAAAAGCACAUUAUUUGUAGCUCGGUAAGCUCUUCACAGAGGUUAUAAAAGAACAUUGUGAUGUUGUCGACUGAAGCUAUGGGUUCACCUCAGGGAGGUAACCUUUAUGGAGAUUUGUACUCAACCCUAUGAAAAUUAUUUGCCUUGAUAUAAACUGUUGAAGCUAAACUUUUUAAUCAAAAAGUUAUAAUUUAUUCAUAUAUACAACAUUUUCUCUAUUGUGUAAAUAGGCAUUUUCUUUUCUUUUUUUCUGCAAAAUCCUGUAAAAUAUUUAAUUUCUUUUUUCCUUAUUUUAAACGCCACAUUUGUUAUAUAACAUUACAUUUCAAGAGACCAACGAUAAUUAUGAACUCAAGGUUUCCAUGCUUAUUUUAUUUUUGUACACUACAAAGGUCGUAGAAGUUAAUUUUAGAAAGAAAUUCUUAACAUGUUCUAUGGGUAAACAUUAUCAAAGCAUUAUUGUCACUGAUCAACAAUGGUGCUUCUGAAAGUAGAAAUGUAAUAAUCAAUCUUGAUUUGUGUAAUGUCUGUUAAAUAAAGUCAGAUGUUUUAUCAUUA
Molecule: messenger RNA, 9491 nt
Organism: Limulus polyphemus (Atlantic horseshoe crab)
Lineage: Eukaryota; Metazoa; Arthropoda; Merostomata; Xiphosura; Limulidae
Product: serine/threonine-protein kinase MRCK alpha-like
Exons: 44
Coding region: 695-5836 (1713 amino acids)
Biological process (GO): peptidyl-threonine phosphorylation; actomyosin structure organization
Cellular component (GO): cytoplasm; cytoskeleton
Molecular function (GO): ATP binding; protein serine/threonine kinase activity
Source: RefSeq, a predicted model, not a curated record